ACAACCCUACAGAGGAGAACGAUAUCCCUCGCCAUCCAACCCCUGCGCGUCCUGCUCCGUCUCGUUCUCACCGACGCUCAGCCACCCUUACCGCGCGUCGCGCUCUAUCGCUCCCUCCCCUCGUUCGGCACAUUCUCAACCCCCUCCAAGCUGAUGGUGCAUCUCUUCCGCCAGAUGGCGGCUGAACACACCGGCGUAUUCUCGUGUCUGUGUGCGUGUCACGUUUCUCCCACCAAUCCUGGUGGAACCCAUCGCUACACGACAGUGUUCAUGCCGUUGUGCGCACUACCACUGUCUUCGACAACGAGUUUCACCCACCCAACAGGAGGGAUUGUAUGUAUAUGUAUAUAUGUGUGUGAGAGACGCGAUCGAGCUCGUGACGACGAAUCGACGCGGGACAAGGACACACGCCGUAUACCGGGCGUAUACGCGUAACGCGCGCGACGGAGACGGAAGAGCGCGGCGACAGUGGGAGCGAGACGGCGAAGCGAAAAUGAGGGAGAGAGGCUGAGAACGUGGCAAAGGGAGCGAGUAAGAACGACGCCGUCGGGGCCCCAACAGCCUCUCACUAGACAGUAUUACUUUCAACCGUUUAGCGGGGCCAAUGCUACCCGGUACGUAGUAGUCAGUCAGCCGAGCAGUCGGAAUCAACCGUCCACGAAUACCAAGAGACAAUUCUUUCUUUUCUCAGUUCCUUUUUUCUCUCUAUCUCCGUUUCUAUCCCUAUCAUUUUUUAUCCUCCUCCACGUCCUUCCGCAUUCGCCGGUUACAAGAGGUUAAAGGAGGAAAAUUUAAGACAGGGAAAAGAGCGUUAUUUUAUUAUCAACGUAACACGCUGUCGCGACGGCCAGAACGACGGGCCACCACGUCGUUCACCGGUCGUCGUGUCCGCUCACCGCGUCCUCCUCGGACGCUGCGCCCGUGACAGACUGAGGCGCGCGACCGCCGCGGCCGGUGGAUAUAAAUAAAGUUUCCGCGCGGACGGGAGUCUCGCACGCGCGCGAGAAAGAAAGAGGUGAAACGAACGCGCGCGACGACGACCAGGGAAGAGGAAGAGGUGGAGGAGGAGAAGGAGGAGGAGGAGAAGCAGCAGCAGCAGCAGCAGCAGCCAGCAGCCGCAGCAGCAGCGGGAGAAGGAGAAGGCGGAAGAGGGAGAUCGAAGAGCGCCGGCAACUGGCACGGCCGUUUGUUUCUCGUUUUGAAUAUUCCUUCCGGCGCAAGCGAGCGAUCGACAUCGAUCCCUCUCGCCGACGUAUCGCGUAUCGGACCAAGUGAAGAAAACGUAUCGCAUACCGGGGAAUCCGAGCGCGCCGGAAAAGCGACGGCGAUCGACGUUGUAGCGCAUCGCUGCAAGGACUUGGAGACGGCCGGUAUAUCAGCUACGGAGGAGUCUUACCGUCAUCCCUCCUCUCGCUCUCGCGCGCGGCGCUCGAAAGGGUAGGAGAAGAGGAUAGGGGGAAAGGGGAAGCGGCGCAUCGCAUUCGUAGUCGCACGCGCGUGGAACUCUCCGACCGGUUGUAGUUCCUUCAGUUGGCUCGUGGCUCGUGCGGAGCGUGGUUGUCGUGAUACCUGUGCUCUCUUGGUCCGCGCGCAUUCUGUGUCGUCGCCGUCGUCGCCGUCUCAUCAUCGCUGUCUCUGUCGUGUUUUCGCCGUAAUGUGCCUAUGACGAGGUGAUGAACGGCCGGCGUCGCAGUGUCGAGGGGCGUAGUGACAGUGCUCGUCGUCCUGCCGAUAGACGAUGACGAUUUACAAAACGAACAGCAACAUCCCGGUCGCUCGUGGUGGACGCAGGGAAAACAGUGUGCUCUGUGUGAUCUAGUGUACUUGCAUUCUCUUCGCGUAAUAUAUGUAUUACAUUUGCAUAUAUACGCAUAAACGUAUAGUUACACGAACGCGUAUGCACGCGCUGCGAAUGUUUUUGGAUUAUACUUCGUCGUGUUGGAUUUCUUCGUGGUUGUGUGGAAUUAAGGAUAAUGCGAUAUUGCAGUUAUUGUGCAGUGCGCCAAUAAGCCGCGCGUUCGCAUCUACCUCGUGAAGAUCGUUCGUGAAGAGAGCUCUUUCUCCGAGGGUCCAGCGGUGACGCGACACUAUCAACAACGGCGACGAUCGGCGUCGGAGUGCAGCCGUUAUCAUCCGGUUAUCAUAACACAACGCCACCCCAAAGCGGAAGGGGUGGUUCGCCACUUCGUGUCGCGGCGAUGGUAGCAGCUGCCUCCGCUACGGCCACCGCCACUGCCAGCGUGGUGGCCAUGCAGGACCGCCCUAUGCAGGACAUCCCCGCGCAAUUCAAUCAGAUGCAGAGCCAACUACCCCACCAAACGUACAACGCAGGGUACGGCCAAAGAGGACCAAUGGCAGGAAUGGGGCCAGUUGGGAUGAACAAUUUUAACGGCAUGGGCACGAUGAGCCCAAUGCAUACUAUGAAUUCCAUGAAUUCGAUGAACGGUAUGAAUGGCAUGAACACAAUGAAUCCUAUGACGAUGGGAGGAAUGAACGGGAUGACCGGGAUGAACGGUAUGACUGCUAUGAACGGAAUGACACCCAUGAACUCCAUGAGCAACAUGGGUAACAUGCCCAUGAACAACAUGAUGGGACCCAACAAUAUGCAAAUGAACAAGAUGCAGUCUCAGACGCAUCAAGGAACCGUCUAUCCACGAAGGCUAGCACCUUAUCCGACUCCAAAUAUGCACAUGCAAAAGCGACAGAUUCCGUACGCUACUCAGAAUCCAGCAGCUAUGCAGCAGGGCUUCAACGGCAUGACGGCGACUCAAUAUCCGAACAACUAUCCUACCGGAGCGAGGCCGAAUUUUCAGCAGCAAUAUCAACCUAUGCAGAACAUGAAUCCCACGGCGGCUGGUUUCGGGCCCAACGCGAUGGUACGGGGGGCGAAUAUGAGGCAAACGACGCCGGCUUACAAUACCGCAUCUCAAGCAACCACUGUGAACCACCAAUAUGGUACAGUAGUAAACUAUCCCAACAACGGCGUUCCGGGUGUUUGCCAUGGGAUGGUUCCACCCCCCACCUCGGUCGGCAAUCAGUUCGUCGGUCAUCAACCGAACCCGGGAUAUAGCGGCGGUAACGCAUCGUACGGCGCGUCCACCGUGGCGACCAGUCAAUACCAACAGGAUGUGGCAUCGAUGAGAUCGACGAAUGGGGGCAAUAUGAAUUAUCAGCACAGUCCCAUUCCCGGCAAUCCGACGCCCCCAUUAACACCUGCCACUAGUAUUCCGCCUUACAUCAGCCCGAAUCCGGAUAUCAAACCUAACUUCAAUGACAUCAAGCCUAACUUCAACGACAUCAAACCCAACUUCAACGACAUCAAGACAGCCGUCAAUAUGCCAAAUGUUCCAGAUGAUCAAUUGAGAUUAACAUUCCCCGUGCGAGACGGCAUCAUACUUCCGCCCUUCCGUCUAGAGCACAAUUUGGCUGUUAGCAAUCACGUGUUCCAACUGAAGCCUACUGUGCAUCAAACGCUAGCAUGGCGCUCGGAUCUGGAGCUGCAACUUAAAUGUUUCCACCAUGAAGAUAGGCAAAUGAAUACGAAUUGGCCGGCGAGUGUGCAAGUUUCCGUUAACGCGACUCCUCUCAUAAUCGAUCGCGGAGAGAACAAAAGUUCUCACAAGCCUCUUUACUUGAAGGACGUCUGUCAACCAGGCAGGAAUACAAUACAGAUCACCGUAGCCGCUUGUUGUUGUGCUCGUUGUUUACAGUCACAUUUGUUCGUACUCCAAUUGGUUCAUCGACCAAGUGUGCGAAGCGUACUUCAUGGCUUACUACGCAAAAGACUUUUAAUGGCUGAUAAUUGUAUAUCCAAAAUCAAAAGAAAUUUCAGUAAUACGAUCUCGAACAAUGGUAUACAGUCAGAGAAAGAUGUAGUGGAACAAACAGCACUAAAGGUAUCUUUAAAAUGUCCUAUAACUUUCAAACGCAUUACACUGCCAGCUAGAGGACACGAAUGCAAACAUAUACAGUGUUUUGAUUUGGAAUCAUAUUUGCAAUUAAAUUGCGAACGAGGUAACUGGAGGUGUCCAGUGUGCACGAAAUCUGCGCCACUGGAAGGUUUAGAAGUUGAUCAAUAUAUGUGGGGUAUUCUGAAUACCUGUAAUCCUGCGGAAAUUGAUGAAGUAACGAUAGACUCGACCGCUAACUGGAAACCCGCGAAGAUCUUAAAUAAUAUUAAAACCGAAGAAGAGAGCGAUUGUAAGAGAACGACUAAGGCCAUGUCACCGAACAGUAUGAAUAUGCCGACUAUGAACAAUUGGGAUAUGAAUCAAGCUAUGAGUCCCUACAUACCACCCGAUAUGAGCAGCAUUGUGAGCGGUUCGAUGAUGAAUAAUACAUCUUCUACGUACGCGAAUAAUAGUAUAAACCAUCGGAAUACGUCGGGUGGAACAUACGAGAUAAACUCGGGGGCGAAUACUAUCGGCAAUAAUGAUUAUGGUAAUGGAGCAGGCCCUCUCUCACACUUAAACGAAUCCGUUAAUUCUUUAGAUCCUCUCAAUGCCAUGGAGAAGUCACUUAAUGAUCAGAUGCCUCACACUCCGCAUACACCGCACACUCCACAAUCCACUCCUCACACACCGGCUGGUGGAGCCAGCGGUCCGCCAAGCGUUCCGCCUGUAUCGCAAGAAUCCACGGGAAACCAUAAUACGUCUGGCAAUACGAACACGAACAUAAGUAAUGACAGCGCGACGGAUAUACCGUCAGACUUGAAUUUUGAUCCCGCUGCAGUUAUAGACGGGGAAGGUACCGGUCAAGAGGCAUUAAAUCUUUUACCAGACAACGUAGAUACGAUGGAACUCUUGUCGUAUCUUGAUCCACCAGAUCUAAAUACACCACCUAGUAGUGGGGCUAGCAGUAGUAAUCCUGCUUCCAGCGAUGACAUAUUGGCACUCUUUGAUUAAGAAAAGAGACAGGAGACGAGUGAAUAUUUCAUAAAAUAAUGAAAUCAUGUAAUAAAACCCCACUAUUUAAACGAUGAAGAAGAGGAGAAGAUUAACAUCUCGCUGCAAACAUAAUUUUGGGUAUAGUAUACUACUACUCGCGCAGAUUUCUUAAGGCUCUGUGAACUCAAAUGAGUUGCGCAAAAUAUCCGAUUUACAAUCUGAUGCAACAAAUGUAUUUGGAAGUCUAUUGUGUAAGCGCUUGUGGUGAGGAAAUCCAAAUUUUGUUGGAGUCACUAUGGGUGCUCUCACCUAAUCAAUGGUACAAAUAAAUCUUAGUUCUAAUUAUAAUAUUCCUAUUGAAGUUAAGGCGACUUAGAAUUAAAGAAUGAUUUUUAACGAAAAAACACCAUACUAGCUAAAGAUAUUAUUGUGAACAACAUUCUGUUUUAUAUGGACAUAUACAUUAUUAUAUAUAUAUAAUUUAGUAUAUCAUAUAUAUAUAAUAAUGUAUGUUAUUGACAAUGUCUAUUAAUAGCUUGUUAAACAAUAUAUAAAACAAAAAUAUAUUGAAACAAAGAUUUCACGAUAUCGUAUUAAUAUUCAGUUGAUAUGUCACUGUGAAUUAUGAUCACGAUUGAUAGAAAAAAUUUAUUUAAAAAAUGAUCAAAAUAUAUUGCAUUUGUCUUGAGGUUGCAUUUCUGUAUAAUUAUUUUAUAUAUUUACUUUAUUGUAAUCGAUUAUAGUAAAAAAUUUUCUUUGAAUCAUUUUUAAACAUUUGCUUAAAAGAAAAAUUAUACUGUAAUUAUAGUUUGAGAUAUUUGGAAGUUGUUCCUACAAUAACAUCUUUACACAUGAAAACCGGUCUAUUCGCAUUCAAGGCUAUGAUAGACCUAUGUCGCAACAGAAAGAUAAUUGUACAGACAUACUUUUGUAAAUAAAUUUUAAUGGAGGUAAGUAAGAUAUUCAUCUGUUGGCAAAUUUUGCCUAUUGAUGGAUAUUGUGCAUAUAGUGUUCCUUUCAUUUAAGUAAGUCGUAGCAACAGACAAAAGUGAAUUAGGGGAUAUCGGGCUUCACACUGGAAAUUAAUAAAAACAUGAUGUAUCUCCUGAGAUAAAAACUGCACAUGUAACUUUUAAAAACAUAAUAAUUGAUUUGUAAACGCUUUUAAGUAUGAUACGUUUACUAUUUUGAAAAAACUUUAGCUUCAUAUAAGGAGCUACAAUUCCUGUAAAUAUAUGACGAAAAGAUAUGUACAUAUGCACUUAACUCCAAAUAUUUAAUAAGCAAAUCUUAUCAUUUGUAAGAUUUCUUUGCAGGUAAAAAAUAUUUCUAAAUUACAAUUUUCUAUUUUGGAUAUGAUUUUCUAUACCACAUCUUAUGAUGUUAACCUCUGAAGAUACAUCAGAAUAUUUGCACAUAUAGAAUUUAUUUUCACAUUUUGAUGUGUGUUAAUAUAUGUGUAUCUCUAGAUGAUUUAUGUACAAACAGAUACAUUUUGAAACUAUUUUAGGUUGAUAUAGCUAAUCAUAAUAUGUAAUUAUGUAUCUCUAAUUAACUAUAUUGCUAUUUUACUUGUACAAAUAGUUAAUAGCAAUAUUUAUGGAAGGGCUUGAGAAACGGUUCAAUAUAAUCUGCAUACAAUCAAAUCUUACACAGAGAGGAAAAAUCAAAAUUUUUCGCAGGAAACAUGUAAUGUCACAUGUGUAUCACAGAAUAGUUAUGCAUGUACAAGAGCGCUUGAACUUAUUAUUUUCGCAAAUACUUGAUAACAACUGCAAUAACUCAGUAUGCGAAAAUAAAUUCUGUAUAUCUUCUUGCACGAUGUAGCGGUACACUGAUUUACCGUUUAAUGAGAACGUAAAUCAGAUACUCGUAUAUGAAAAGAAAAAAAAAAAAAA
Linepithema humile (Argentine ant) is the source of this 6784-nucleotide messenger RNA. RefSeq names its product zinc finger MIZ domain-containing protein 1-like (gene tna). Gene Ontology annotation, biological process: protein sumoylation; regulation of transcription by RNA polymerase II. The record is from RefSeq and is a predicted model, not a curated record. Gene Ontology annotation, cellular component: chromatin. NCBI's taxonomy places the organism in Eukaryota, Metazoa, Arthropoda, Insecta, Hymenoptera, Formicidae. Gene Ontology annotation, molecular function: zinc ion binding; SUMO ligase activity.